Messenger RNA from Impatiens glandulifera, 834 nucleotides. RefSeq names its product heat stress transcription factor B-2a-like. Bases 1 to 834 code for a protein of 277 amino acids. The record is from RefSeq and is a predicted model, not a curated record. The transcript has 2 exons. Lineage: Eukaryota; Viridiplantae; Streptophyta; Magnoliopsida; Ericales; Balsaminaceae. Gene Ontology annotation, biological process: regulation of transcription by RNA polymerase II. Gene Ontology annotation, cellular component: nucleus. Gene Ontology annotation, molecular function: DNA-binding transcription factor activity; RNA polymerase II cis-regulatory region sequence-specific DNA binding.
AUGUCAUCUGAUGUGCCACAAAAGUCAUUUUUGACGCCAUUUCUGAUAAAAACGUUCCAGCUCGUGGACGAUUCCGAUAGCAAUGAAGUGAUAUCGUGGAACGAGGACGGGUCGAGUUUCAUCAUAUGGAAAGCAACAGAAUUUUCGACAAAUCUACUUCCCAAGUUCUUCAAACACAACAAUUUCUCAAGUUUUAUCCGACAACUCAAUACUUAUGGAUUUCGAAAGGUUGUAUAUGAUCGAUGGGAGUUCUACCAUGAUUGCUUCCGCAAAGGCCAAAUUAGUCUUCUUUGUGAUAUACAACGUCGUAGACUCAAUAAUGUUUCGACUUCUCUUGCCUUGAUGCCUGCAGUAGUCAAGCAGCCAAUCGCGAACUCGUUGGAUAAACAAAUCAACUCUCAAGAGCUUUCUUCGAAAGAAUCUGAUUCGCUGAUUAAUUCUGAACUUAUAAACGAGAAUGAUAGGCUGAAAAGGAAGAAUGGGGAUUUAAACAAGGAGAAUGGGAAUUUAAACAGGAAGAACUGGAUUUUGAAUAAGGAACUAAAAAAUAUGAAGGUUUUAUUUAACAAUGUGUUCAAUAUGAUGUCAAAACAUACUAUUAAUACUGAGGAAGAGAAAAACCGAAAAGAAGAAGUGAUUCUGCCACUUGAUUUGUUGUCAAGUAAUGAGGUGGGGGAGAAUUCGGGGGCGACUCUGAUUCCGAUGGACGACAAGGUAAAUCCAAAACUAUUUGGUGUUAAAAUUGGUGGAAAAAGGACUAGGGUGGGCAAUGAGAAGUCCUCGAAAUGUUACGAUGAGGUGCGAUUGCAGCUGGAAAAUACUAGUUCUAAGUGA